AUGAAAUAAUCAAAAUCUAAGGAUGAUGAAAGAGUAGGUCCAUAAUAAUUUAAAAUAAUUGGACUUUUAGGUAGAGGAAGUUUUGGAGAAGUAUAUCUUGUAUAGAAAUAAUAAAAUUUAUAUGCAAUGAAAGUACUUCGUAAAAGUUUAAUUUUUAGUAUUAAUUACUAUAUAUAUAUUAGAAUAAAAUAUUUGUAGAUAUGCAAUAACAGAAAGAAAUGUUUUAUCAGUAUCUUCACAUCCAUUUAUUGUUAAAUUAAGAUAUGCUUUUUAGACUUAGGAUAAAUUAUUUAUGAUAUUAGAUUAUUGUCCUGGAGGUGACUUAGGUUAGAUUUUAACUAAAUAAAAACGAUUGUCUGAAGAUUUAGUCAAACUAUAUAUGUGUGAAAUAAUUUUGGCAUUAGAGGAUCUUCAUAAAAGAGAUAUAAUAUUUCGAGAUUUGAAACCAGAUAAUAUUGUACUUGAUUCAGAAGGUCAUGCUUUAUUAACAGAUUUUGGUUUAUCAAAAGAAGGAAUUUUAGAUGCUAAUAGAGGAGCUUAAUCCUUUUGUGGUUCAGUAGCAUAUUUAGCUCCAGAAAUGCUUAAAAGAUAAGGACAUGGCAAAGCUUUAGAUUGGUAUUUACUUGGAGUUGUUAUGUAUGAACUCUUAACUGGAUUGCCUCCAUAUUAUUCAAAUGAUAAGGAUGUUUUAUUUAAUAACAUUUAGAAUGAAGAACUUCAAAUUCCAAAUAAAAUUUCUGUUGAAGGAAAGAGUCUUUUGAAAGCAGUAAGAUAUUAAUUAUUACUUUAGUUAUUAAAUAGAAAUCCAAUAAAUCGAUUAGGUUCUGGAGAAGGAGAUUACUUGGAAGUGAAAUAACAUCCUUAUUUUUAAGAUAUAAAUUGGGAAUAAGUAUUUAAUAGAGAACUUAAAUUACCAAAACCUAAUAAUAAGAUAAAUUUGUUAUCUAAAGGUGUUUAAAAUGUAUUUGAUUUACAAAGUUUUAUUGAAAUAGAAAAAUCUCAUAUUGAUGGAUGGUCUUACAUUCAUACAGAAUGA
This is a messenger RNA of Paramecium primaurelia, 1036 nucleotides long. Lineage: Eukaryota; Ciliophora; Oligohymenophorea; Peniculida; Parameciidae. The record is from the annotation of a GenBank genome assembly.